AUGCUUAACGGAGUCACCAAGGCCGUCAACCUCUACCUCAUCCCCCUCCUCUCGCUCACCUCCUUCAUCCUCAUCCUCUUCACUUACCUGGCUCCGGUCAUUCUCUUCCCGGGUCAAGUCUCCCUUCUAUCGGUCACCCCAUCUACUGCCCUCACAGACUCUAGGUCUUCUGACGGUGUGGAUGGGCCUUCGGUCUUCCUGGGCGCGCUCGGCUCGUGCACGCGCCCCAACAAUGGUGGUCCUUUGACCUGCACUGCGCCCACCGUCUCUCCCACCUACGACCUCUCCGUGCUCCCCAAGAGCGCGCCGGACCUGCUCUCCGCGCCCACCGCGACGACGCCCGUGUUCAUCGCCAUCUCCCUCGCGUUCACGAUCAUCUUCUUCAUUCUUUUCACCCUUACCACCUUCCGCUCCAAGAUGGGCAAGGCCGGCAACGUAUUCGACAAGCCCGCUGUGCAGCGCGCGACCGCCUGGAUCGGCCUCCUCGGCUUCCUCAUCGGCAUCGUCUCCUUCCUCGUCAUCCGCAUGUGGUUCGGCAAGGCCGUCGAGGACUUCAACCGCGACAUCUUCGAACAGGGCUCCAACGCCCCGCAGCUUAUCGCGUCGACCGCCAACGGCUUCAUUAUGGCCUGGGUAGGCUUUGCGUUCUACGCUGUCCCUGUCGUAUCUUCUCUGGCUAAGCUCCACGUCGCUGCUGGCAAGGCGUGA
This is a messenger RNA of Epithele typhae, 708 nucleotides long. RefSeq lists its product as uncharacterized. Bases 1 to 708 code for a protein of 235 amino acids. The record is from RefSeq and is a predicted model, not a curated record. Lineage: Eukaryota; Fungi; Basidiomycota; Agaricomycetes; Polyporales; Epitheliaceae. The transcript is spliced from 4 exons.